Molecule: messenger RNA, 1703 nt
Organism: Oncorhynchus nerka (sockeye salmon)
Lineage: Eukaryota; Metazoa; Chordata; Actinopteri; Salmoniformes; Salmonidae
Exons: 5
Coding region: 1011-1703 (230 amino acids)
Source: RefSeq, a predicted model, not a curated record
UUUGCCCUCAGAACAGCCUCAAUUCGUCAGGGCAUGGACUCUACAAGGUGUCGAAAGCAUUCCACAGGCCAUGUUGACUCAAAUGCUUCUCACAGUUGUGUAAAUUUGGCUGUAUGUCCUUUGGGUGGUGGACCAUUCUUGAUACACACGGGUAAAUGUGGAUCGUGAAAAACCCAGCAGCAUUGCAGUUCUUGACACAAACCGUUGGACCUGGCAGCUACUACCAUACCCCUUUCAAAGGCACUUAAAUAUUUUGUCUUGCCCAGUCAUCUUCUGAAUGGCACACAUACACAAUCCAUGUCUAGAUUGUCUCAACGCUUAAACAUCCUUCUUAAACUUGUCUCCUCCCCUUUAUCUACACUGGUGGAUUUAACAGGUGACAUCAAUAAGGGAUCAUAGCUUUCACCUGGUCAGUCUGUCAGGGAAAGAUAAUGUUUUGUACUCAGUGUGUUGUUGCUGUUUUAAGAACAUUCAGAAUUUCUAUUCGAUGAUGGGAUCAAGUUAUAUUGUUUGAUAUUCCAAUUUAGACUUUACUCAACAUUUUGGUCUGCCAUGUAAUUGAAUUUACUGUAGAAUCAAAGCUGAGGUUUUUGGCUUGUCACACCAUAGAUUGUGCAGAUAUAUUUGCUGUCACCUACUUACAGCCCUAUGUGUGUUUUAAUAGAUUAAUUGUAUCAUAUUCUUAAUUGAACCAUUUUCCCAUUUUUGUGUUUUCAAAAAAGCAAUACUUUAUAGAGAAAUUAACAUCCUCCUAGCUGACUUAGAAGACCCUGAGUGUUCAAAUCCUGCUGUGCCUGGUGCAUCACACAGUUGGAGUGUGAGGAAGGAACUCACAGGAGGGAGUCCAGGCCUGAGAUGGUAGAUUCUCUGCUGGCUGCAGAGCAUGCUUCUCAGAAGAUCUGUCAGUCAUGCAAUGUGAAAAGGGUUAUUCUGCGAUGUAGAGACUGUCUGCCGAAACAGCUUUACUGCGAUGUCUCUACACAUGCAAAGUUCCCCCUGCACAUGAGUCCAUGAUCGAGGGGUUCUACACGCCCUUUCCUCCAACUACAGCCAUAUCUCUCCACAGUGAUGGCAAAUAUGCACUUCAUGAACAGGAGGUGAUAUGUGGUUGCCUGACAAGCACCAUCCAUGUUGGCCCUGGGAAACGUAUAAUACUUGUAGGAAUAAAUGGUCGCUACAAUGUCACAGUGCCUGUGCUUACCUGCACAACUUGUCUUAGCACCUGGACAGCAAACUUGGCAGAUCUGAUAAAGAAUGGGUACUGGCCUGCAACUGUCAACUGUGACAUCAUAUACCAUGUAGAUCUGUUCAGCUCUUUUGAGGAGCUGAAAGUGUCAGCCCCAGGAAUGUCCCGUCUGGCGUUUAUGCGGAUUUUGGAGCAACGUACUGACUACUUUGGCAGGAACAGAGUGAUCUGUGGGGACACUUUUCAAAAAAGCUUCUUUGAGUGGACGUACUGCCGCUCUGAAAUGGAUCAGGUCUGUGAUAUACAGUACUUUGACUUUCCAGCCUGUUCACCCAGCAUGCUUGCAGUGUCUGUGGAUGGGAACAAGAAGCUGUAUCAAUUCAAAAAAGGGGUUAUGGAAAAGGGGUAUGUGGAGCAUCCCAGUGGACAGCAGCUAAAGAGCCAUCAAGGAAAACAAACAACAAACUUGAUGAAGAGGGACUCGAAGUUGCCGUCUGCCGCCAAGGAAUACUUCUAA